ACUUGAUAGGAUUCACAUUGCCGCCGUUGAAACUUGGGAGGGCGCGUAAAAGGAAGGGCACUUCUCUCUCCUCUACUGACAUUGGCGGUUUUCUACUCACUCACCUCCCCCAAUGGCCUCUCUUCGUUUUCGUCUCCGAAAUCUCCUUCUAUUCCCUUCCUCUAUACACCACCACACUACGCUGCUUUCAUCUUCUCUACACCACCAAGGGAUUUGCGGAAGCUCUCGAAGCUAUGGCGUUGUUGAUUCGCCCAAACAGUGUCGUUCGGACUCGGAACGCGAUGAAUUUCUUCCCGAUGUGGAGAUUGCAGCGCUCCGCCGCGAAUUCGAAUCUGCCAAACAGAGCUUUCAAAGGAUUCCCGAUGCCCUCAAAGAAAUGCCCAAAAUGAAUCCUAAAGGCAUAUAUGUGAAUAAGAACUUGAGAUUGGACAAAUUGCAAGUUUAUGGUUUUGACUACGAUUACACAUUGGCACAUUACUCAUCUGCCUUGCAGACUUUGAUAUAUGACUUGGCCAAGGAGUACAUGGUGAAUGAGCUUAGGUAUCCUGAGAUUUGCAUGGAAUUCAAGUAUGAUCCAAGUUUCCCCAUUCGAGGCUUAUACUAUGAUAAGUCUAAAGGGUGCCUAAUGAAGCUGGAUUUCUUCGGGUCAAUUGAGCCAGAUGGAUGUUAUUUUGGUCGACGCAGGCUAAGCCGAAGGGAAAUUCGUGAUGUAUAUGGAACACGACAUAUUGGUCGUGAUCAAGCUCGAUCACUUGUUGGUUUGAUGGAUUUCUUCUGCUUCAGUGAGGCAUGCCUCCUUGCAGAUAUAGUGCAAUACUUUGUUGAUGCCAAGCUAGAAUUUGAUGCUUCCUACAUAUAUGAAGACGUAAUUCGGGCAAUUGAUCAUGUCCACCGGAGUGGCCGGGUUCAUAGAGGAAUUCUCUCUGAUCCACAUAGAUACUUAGUUAAAAAUGGGACGAUGUUGAGUUUUCUUAAGAUGCUAAGGGAGAAGGGCAAGAAGCUUUUCUUGUUGACUAAUUCUCCUUAUUACUUUGUGGAUGGAGGAAUGCGUUUUAUGUUACAGGAUUCUAUGGAUUGUAGAGACUCCUGGAUGGAACUGUUUGAUGUUGUGAUUGCUAAGGCUAAUAAACCACAGUUUUAUACAUCUGAUCAUCCAUUCCGUUGUUAUGACAUGGAGAAGGACAAAUUAACUUUUACAAAAGUCGAGAAAUUUCUUCCAAACAAAAUAUAUUACCAUGGAUGCCUCAAAUCCUUUCUCCAAAUAACCAAGUGGAAGGGCCCAGAGGUGAUAUAUUUUGGAGAUCAUCUAUUUAGCGACCUGAGAGGUCCCUCAAAGGCAGGUUGGCGCACAGCUGCUAUCAUCCAUGAACUAGAGAAUGAAAUACGAAUACAGAAUGGAGAUAAUUACCGUUGGGAACAGGCCAAGUUUCAUAUAAUACAAGAAUUACUAGGUAAGUUGCAUGCAACUGCGGCUAAUAGUAUGAGAACCUCGUCUUGCAAUUUACUUCUGGAAGAACUUAAUGGGGAAAGGCAAAAAGCACGCAAUAUGAUGAAGACGAUGUUUAAUAAGUCUUUUGGAGCAACAUUCCUGACUAGUACAGGUCAGGAAUCUGCUUUUGCUUAUAACAUUCAUCAGUAUGCAGAUGUUUAUACCAGUAAGCCGGAGAAUUUUCUUCUCCAUUCAACUGAAGCUUGGCUUCAUGUUCCAUAUGAUGUCAAGAUUAUGCCUCAUCACGUGAAGAUUCCAUCAAGUUUGUUUAAAACCUGAUGAACUAGUCCUCAGAAUCAUUCAAACUGAGUGGCAUUCCGUGGUUCUACUAUCGCCGGUGUAAUGGCGGCGGCAAUUGAACUAGGUGUUCCAUUAUGGAGGUGCAAACAGGAGAUACUUGUUGCAGCAGUCACUUCCAUUCAGUUUAAUUCUUUUGUUCUUGAUUUCCCCAAUAUCUGGGCGUUGCUAACAAACUCGGGUACUAAACUAAACGGCCUGCUGAUGGGUGCUUCCUUUUUU
Arachis ipaensis is the source of this 2008-nucleotide messenger RNA. RefSeq names its product HAD-superfamily hydrolase, subfamily IG, 5'-nucleotidase. The record is from RefSeq and is a predicted model, not a curated record. Lineage: Eukaryota; Viridiplantae; Streptophyta; Magnoliopsida; Fabales; Fabaceae. Gene Ontology annotation, molecular function: 5'-nucleotidase activity.